Molecule: messenger RNA, 2450 nt
Organism: Portunus trituberculatus (swimming crab)
Lineage: Eukaryota; Metazoa; Arthropoda; Malacostraca; Decapoda; Portunidae
Product: aquaporin-7-like
Exons: 8
Coding region: 270-1199 (309 amino acids)
Biological process (GO): glycerol transmembrane transport; water transport
Cellular component (GO): basolateral plasma membrane; plasma membrane
Molecular function (GO): water channel activity; glycerol channel activity
Source: RefSeq, a predicted model, not a curated record
AGUGCACUCCUGACAGUGGCGGGGUAAGGAACACAGUCGAACUUUUAAGGAGAGAAAAGAACGGAAGAGAAAGAGACAGAGGGAGGGAGAAAGACAAGUCAGUGAGAGAAGAAAGCGCAACGAGAUAGAGGAAAGCCCUCCAGCAUCACCACCCCUCCCUUCACUCCACCCCACUGACACGACACACACACACACACAGAGAGAGAGAGAGAGAGAGAGAGAGAGAGAGAGAGAGAGAGAGAGAAAGAGAGACAGACAGACAGACAAACAUGGGGAACGCCAAGCUGGUCGAGGCUGUUCAAAGCAAACUGAAGCUUCGGAACACAAUGGCCAGAGAAUUUUUGGCCGAAUUUCUUGGAACCUUCGUCUUAAUAGCGUUCGGGACAGCCAGUGUGGCCCAAAGCGUGCUGACCAAUAAAGCCAAUGGGGACUUCUUCUCAAUCAACUGGGGAUGGGGCAUGGGCGUCACACUGGGGGUCCUGGUGAGCGGCGGGGUGAGCGGGGGACACAUCAACCCUGCAGUUACCGUAGCAAUGGCGAUCUGGGGGAAGCACCCGUGGCAGAAGGUUCCAGUGUAUAUUGUUGCGCAGUAUCUCGGAGCUUUCAUCGCCUCAGCAUUGGUCUACGGCGUGUAUCUGAACGCCCUUGACGGAUUUGAGGCGGAGCGCACCCUGGCCACGGCGGGCAUCUGGGCCACCUACCCCGGCGCCAUCACGGCAAGGAACGGCACUGUUAUUACCGACUACCUCUCCAGCGGGAACGGAAUGGGCGACCAGGUGGUAGGCACGAUGCUGCUGCUGCUGUGCGUGUGUGCCAUCACUGACACACGCAACAUGGAGGUGCCCAAGGGUCUGGUUCCUCUGCUUGUGGGUCUGACUGUCCUCAACAUCGGCGUGUGCUUCGGCUUCAACUGCGGCUACGCUAUCAACCCAGCACGUGACUUGGCGCCCAGGAUCUUCACCCUCAUUGCUGGGUGGGGCAGCGACACCUUCAGCGCUGCCACCGUGGAGGGCCUGGCGUGGUGGUGGGUGCCGGUGGUGGGGCCUCACAUCGGCGCUAUCCUGGGCGUCACUUUGUAUGAGGUGUUCGUGGCCCUUCACCACCCGGAGACGCAGGACUUCACCCUUCCGCAAGUCACCCCUCACCAGGAGCCCGGGAGUACGAGUUAUCAACUCGUACCUGUCAAAGCCUCUGAUUAGGACAGGUAGCGGACCACUCCCAGCCCACGAGCCAGCAGUCACUCACAAAUUCUAAGACAGAUGUUUCCUAUCGGCGUCCGGACAGCGGCUGAGACUGCUGCUACUACUGCUACUACUACUACUACUACUACUACUACUACUACUACUACUUAGAGAUUUAGAAGAGGAGUAUUCAAGUUUCUGAAAAUAAGCGGCCACCAGGAAAGUAAGCAACAGAAUGAAGGAAGCAAGUUUGACAUGAAGAUGAUAACGAAGAGAAAAUUGGUAAGAGAACGCACACAAGUCAAAGAAGAUGGGAAGCUAAGGAAAACGACUGCCAUUAUUUAAAACCAUGAGAAGAAGAAGAAGAAGAAGAAAGGUCACAAGAUGGAGAAAAUAUACAUCAGCUGAGGAAACGAAGAAUAAUAGGAAUGAAAGUGAUGAUGAGUAUAAAGGAAGAGGGAAAUCUUUGGGAUAGAAAAAAAAAAAAGAGAAUGGAACAAGGAAAGGAAAAUCAGCAUUAAGAAAAAAAAAGCUCCAUGAAAAAAAGGAAUAGAAAUAAAGGAAAAUCGACAUCAAAAUUAAAAAAGAAAAUGUUUAAAAAUGAUGAACAAAAAUAUUCAACGGAAAAAAAAAAGGCAAAAAAUAAUCAGCAGUCACAAUUAUUUACUUAAACAACAAAUAGUACUAAAUAAACUGGAAAGAAGGAAAAAUGAACAAAUAAAUAUCACAAGACAAGUAUAGAGAUGAAAACUUUCUAUGCUAAUAUUACAGUAAAUCGUGUUAUUAUUAUUAUUAUUAUUAUUAUUAUUAUUAUUAUUAUUAUUAUUAUUAUCAUUAUUAUUAUCAUUAUUAUUACUAUUACUAUUAUUAUUAUUACUAUUACUAUUAUUAUUAUUAUCAUCAUUACUAUUACUAUUAUCAUUGUCUUCAGCAUCAUUAUUACUGUUGUUACUUCUACUACUUCUACUACUAUUACUACCUCUACUACUAUUACUACUACUACCACUACCACUGCUGCUGCUACUACUACUACUACUACUACUACUACUACUACUACUACUACUACUACUACUACUACUACUACUACUACUACUACUUACUACUAAUGAAUGUUGAAAUGCCCUCAUAUUCCUUUAAAACAAUGACAUUUUCAGAUAUUUUCAUACGCAUUUUCUUCUCAUGCUUACAGCGAUAUCCAUGACCUCUUGUUUCAUUUCACACACACACACACACAGAGAGAGAGAGAGAGAGAGAGAGAGAGAGAGAGAG